CGCCAGUCGUCGCCAGUCGGUCGGAGCCGCCGCCUCGUUGGGAGCCGCGCGCGCCUCGCCGCCGCCUCGCCUGCCCGACAGCGCCGCCUCACCCGCACGCAGCCCGUCCGGGCGUGAUGGUGGAUUACCACACCGCCGGCCAGCCCACCUACCAGUACGGGGGCAACGGGCCCGGCUUGGGCGACUACAUGGCUCAGGAAGACGACUGGGACCGCGACCUCCUCCUCGACCCCGCCUGGGAGAAGCAGCAGCGCAAGACUUUCACAGCAUGGUGCAAUUCCCACCUGCGGAAAGCCGGCACGCAAAUCGAGAAUAUCGACGAAGACUUCCGCGACGGCCUCAAACUCAUGCUGCUGCUGGAGGUCAUUUCAGGGGAGCGAUUGCCAAAACCGGAGAGGGGGAAGAUGAGGGUGCACAAGAUCAACAAUGUGAACAAGGCUCUCGAUUUCAUAGCCAGCAAAGGAGUCAAGCUGGUUUCCAUAGGAGCUGAAGAGAUUGUUGAUGGCAAUGCAAAGAUGACCCUGGGAAUGAUUUGGACGAUCAUCCUCCGGUUCGCCAUUCAGGACAUCUCCGUGGAAGAGACCUCGGCCAAGGAAGGCCUGUUGCUCUGGUGCCAGCGGAAGACGGCCCCCUACAAGAACGUCAACGUGCAGAACUUCCAUAUCAGCUGGAAAGACGGCCUUGCUUUUAAUGCCUUGAUCCACAGACACAGACCGGAACUGAUCGAAUAUGACAAGCUCAGGAAGGACGAUCCAGUCACAAAUCUGAACAAUGCCUUUGAGGUUGCGGAGAAAUACCUCGACAUUCCCAAGAUGUUGGACGCUGAAGACAUUGUGAACACGGCCCGUCCUGACGAGAAGGCCAUUAUGACCUAUGUCUCCAGUUUCUACCAUGCCUUCUCUGGCGCACAGAAGGCCGAGACGGCCGCGAACAGGAUUUGCAAAGUGUUGGCAGUGAACCAGGAGAACGAGCACCUGAUGGAAGACUACGAAAAGCUGGCUUCAGAUCUGCUGGAAUGGAUUCAGCGCACCAUCCCCUGGCUGGAGAACCGCGUCCCCCAGAAGACCAUGCAAGAGAUGCAGCAGAAGCUGGAGGAUUUCCGCGACUAUCGGCGGGUCCACAAGCCCCCCAAGGUGCAAGAGAAAUGCCAGCUGGAGAUCAACUUCAACACCCUGCAGACCAAGCUGCGGCUGAGCAACCGGCCCGCCUUCAUGCCCUCCGAGGGGAAGAUGGUUUCGGACAUCAACAAUGGCUGGUGCCACUUGGAGCAGGCAGAGAAAGGUUACGAAGAAUGGCUGCUGAAUGAGAUCCGGCGGCUGGAGAGGCUGGACCAUUUGGCGGAGAAGUUCAGGCAGAAGGCCUCCAUCCACGAGUCCUGGACCGAAGGUAAAGAGGCCAUGCUGAGGCAGAAGGACUACGAGACAGCCACCUUGUCGGACAUCAAAGCCCUGAUCCGGAAGCACGAGGCGUUCGAGAGCGACCUGGCGGCCCACCAGGACCGUGUGGAGCAGAUCGCAGCCAUCGCGCAGGAGCUCAAUGAGCUGGACUACUACGACUCCCCCAGCGUCAACGCCCGGUGCCAGAAGAUCUGUGAUCAGUGGGACUCGCUGGGAUCCUUGACCCACACCAGGAGGGAGGCGUUGGAGAAAACGGAAAAGCAGCUGGAGACGAUCGACCAGCUCCACCUGGAAUACGCCAAGAGGGCAGCGCCCUUCAACAACUGGAUGGAGAGCGCCAUGGAAGACUUGCAGGACAUGUUCAUUGUCCACACCAUCGAGGAGAUCGAAGGUUUGAUCGCCGCCCACGACCAGUUCAAAUCCACCUUGCCUGACGCAGACAAAGAGCGCGAGGCCAUCCUCGGCAUCCAGAGCGAAGCGCAGAGGAUCGCGGACUACAACAACAUCAAGCUCUCAGGGAACAACCCCUACACUUCGGUCACUCCGCAGAUCAUCAACUCCAAGUGGGAGAGGGUCCAGCAGUUGGUGCCAAAGAGGGACCAUGCGCUGCAAGAUGAGCAGAGCAAGCAGCAGUCCAACGAGCAUCUCCGCCGGCAGUUCGCCAGCCAGGCAAACAUCGUCGGGCCCUGGAUCCAAACCAAGAUGGAGGAGAUCGGGCGCAUCUCCAUCGAGAUGAACGGCACCCUCGAGGACCAGCUGAACCACCUCAAGCAGUACGAGCGGAGCAUCGUGGACUACAAGCCCAACAUCGACCUGCUGGAGCAGCAGCACCAGCUCAUCCAGGAGGCCCUCAUCUUUGACAACAAGCACACCAACUACACCAUGGAGCACAUCCGUGUUGGAUGGGAACAGCUCCUCACCACCAUCGCCCGGACCAUCAACGAGGUAGAGAACCAGAUCCUCACCCGGGACGCCAAAGGGAUCAGCCAGGAACAGAUGCAGGAGUUCCGGGCUUCCUUCAACCACUUCGACAAGGACCAUGGCGGCUCUCUGGGACCCGAAGAGUUCAAAGCCUGCCUCAUCAGCUUGGGAUACGAUGUGGAAAAUGACAGACAGGGAGACGCAGAGUUCAACCGGAUUAUGAGCGUGGUGGAUCCCAACAACAGUGGCGUUGUGACCUUCCAGGCCUUCAUCGACUUCAUGUCACGAGAGACGACAGACACCGACACAGCAGACCAAGUUAUCGCCUCCUUCAAGGUCUUGGCUGGAGACAAGAACUACAUCACAGCCGAGGAGCUGCGGCGAGAGCUUCCCCCAGACCAGGCCGAGUACUGCAUCGCUCGGAUGGCACCUUACCAAGGGCCCGAUGCCAUCCCGGGAGCCCUUGACUAUAAGUCCUUCUCGACAGCCUUGUAUGGCGAGAGCGACCUGUGAGCUGGAGGUGGAAGCGGCGGCGGCAGCUACUGCAAGCGCUGGCGCUUUUUGUGGGGCGGGGGCAGGGGCAAUGGCUCGAUCUCCCUCCACACAAACACACACUCUCUCCCCCCUCUCCCUCUUAUCAGCAAUGGGGGCAUGGUCUCCUCCUCUUUUCUCUCUCUCUCUCUCUCUCUCUCUCUCUCUGAGGACAGCAAGCUGCCUCCGCGCUGGGCAAAUUUGGGAGCUGGCGUACAUAACUCUUUUUUUACCGCCUAUUCUACGAACAGUUACUAUGCAACGGCCUAGCCAUUUGCCCCCCUCUUCCCAGUGCCGAGCUGGGAGCAAGGCUGGAUUUCCUCCCAACCGUCUUUACUUGGCCUUGAUUGGGAACAGGGAGGAGGGGGGGAGACUUUCAGCAAAGGGGAGACGAGGGGAGAGCCCAGGGAACGCAGGCGGCUGUGGGUCAGGUUUGUUUAAGUAACGCCUCCCGUUCAGUUUGCUUUCUGCUAUUGGCUGGUGUGACUUCUGAAGUUGGGUCCCUUCUUUCCCUGUGCGUGCUGUUUUUCUCUCCCGCUCCGGGUUUUUUUAACGUAAGGCUUGUUAGCGCAGAAAUCCCAGCACAGAGCAGGGGCGCAUCGCCCAGCGUGGUCCAGAUUUUGAAGGAGAGCUCGAUCUGCCUUCUGUCCUGACAGCCAGGACUCGGAUACCUCGUUUGUUUCCAUGCCGUUGCAAACCGUUCAGCGGGCCGUACUGGGCCAUGUUGGGGAAGGGCUUUUUGAUGCAGAUUCUCCCCCCACCCAGGGGAAGUCUCUCUGGUGUGCGUUUGCUCCUCAGGGGUGCCUGGUGGGCCAUCCUGAACCAGGCGCAGGCUGGGGCUCAUACUGAGCUGCCCAGAAGAGCUUCUGCCUGCCCUGCGUUUCUCGGCCAACUCCUUGGGGUAGGUGCGUGCCCUCCUGUGCACAUCCGUUACUGGACCUUCCUCCAGCUGGGAUAAGUUAACGGUCAGCGGCUGCUUAGGUGCUGGGCAGGGGAAGGCGGGCCGUUUUCCUUCUAUUCUGCAGGCCAGAGAUGCUGUGGUGGAGUUGGAGCCUUUCUGGGGGCGUCUCCCGCUUCCAGCUCUUCACUUCCUGAUCACGGCAGAAUCCGGAAGAGGCCCACCGGCGGCGUCUGCUCUUCGGCACCCGCCUCCUUCGCGGGCUGCUUUUGCUUGGUUCUGGGCCGCAGCCUCCCUCUUGCUUGCUUUCCACACUCACAGCACAUACGGUUUAGAAACACGUUUCUCUCAGCAAUACUGACACACAAAUCAAGGGCAAAGCACCCAGUUGGUCGCAGCUUUACUUCCAAGCAGAUUUGUGCAUGCCAAGGGGCUGGCCGGGGAGUGUCCCGUUCCCCCCCAGUUUCCUGUAUCUCGAGGGGGGGGGUGAUCUUGCAGUGGAAAUGCAAGCAGGGUCUUCUUGACAUAGGAAUGGGUUUGUCCUGGUUUUCUCUCUCACGUGCCCUUUUUUGCAUAACGGGGAGGGGGAUCUUCUAGCAAAUGGAAGAGAAGGGGGGUGUUGAUCCAGAAGGGAUCUUAAUUAUAAAGGUGCUCUUGAAGGGAAGUCUUAAAUGGUGUCUUUCUGGGAAAUGAGGCGAGGAGACCCGCAAUCUCCCAGCGUUCCUUGGCAGAGGGAGAAACCGAAUAGGUUGUCAAGUUAGCGACAGGGACCAGUAAAGCAAGUCCUGACACAUAACUCUCUUUUUUGGGGUGCCUCCAAAGCUGCUCCCCCCUCUUCGGGCAAGAGCAGCUUUGCCCACACUCAGUCUUCCUCCUCCCUUUUUCUUUUCCACGCUCCGAGCAAACUCUUUAAAGUUCAUUGCUUCACGCGUAUAUAUAUAAAUAUAUAUCUAUUUUUUUGUAAUUUUCUUCAUCAUGGUGCACGGUUUUCUGAGGACCAAAUUUAAAAGAAGGAGAACCAUGCAGAAGAUCUUCUUAAAAAAAAAAUAAUAAUAAAAAUUUUUAAAAAGCAGAGGAAUUAAAAAAACACACACAGCAAAGGGUUGCAAUUUAAUAACGUCCAGAUUUAUUAUUAUUAAAUAUAUAUUCAUCUAGCAUCGUAUAUUUGCCGAUGGGGUUGUUUUGUGUCUUUUCAUCAUGGCAUUAGAGUUAUGGCUGACUUUAGCACUGGAGACCGGUAACAUUUCCCACACCUUUGUCGUCCCUUUUGUUUUCUGUUUGGAUUCCUCCUCUCCCCACCCCCCACCCCCAUCAGAGAAGGUUAGUUUAAUUUUAUUACAUUUGCUGCUGAAUGUCCCAUUUCUUGGGUGGGCACUUCAGACAAUAGGGAGUAGCCAGCUUCUGUCUUUCUGUUCAUCAAGGCUGUCCUGAAAUUUCCACACUCUUCCCCUCCCUCUUGGGAAUCAGAAAAUAAAACGUCAUAUUUUUAAGGAUGA
Molecule: messenger RNA, 5243 nt
Organism: Eublepharis macularius
Lineage: Eukaryota; Metazoa; Chordata; Lepidosauria; Squamata; Eublepharidae
Gene: ACTN4
Product: actinin alpha 4
Exons: 21
Coding region: 117-2831 (904 amino acids)
Biological process (GO): muscle cell development; actin cytoskeleton organization
Cellular component (GO): plasma membrane; Z disc; cortical actin cytoskeleton
Molecular function (GO): calcium ion binding; actin filament binding
Source: RefSeq, a predicted model, not a curated record